AUGGAGUCGCUGACUCUCGCUCGGCGGCCCGGCCCGGCUCCUCCGGCCGCCCUGGCCGACGGGCUCAAGUCGCCCAAGCCGGUGAUGAAGAAGCAGGCGGUGAAGCGGCACCACCACAAGCACAACCUGCGGCACCGCUACGAGUUCCUGGAGACGCUGGGCAAGGGCACCUACGGCAAAGUGAAGAAGGCGCGGGAGAGCUCGGGGCGCCUGGUGGCCAUCAAGUCGAUCCGGAAAGACAAAAUCAAAGAUGAGCAAGACCUGAUGCACAUUCGGCGAGAGAUUGAGAUUAUGUCAUCACUCAACCACCCCCACAUCGUGGCCAUCCACGAAGUGUUCGAGAACAGCAGCAAGAUUGUGAUCGUCAUGGAGUACGCCAGCCGGGGCGACCUGUACGACUACAUCAGCGAGCGGCAGCGUCUCAGCGAGCACGAGGCCCGUCACUUCUUCCGGCAGAUCGUCUCCGCCGUGCACUAUUGCCACCAGAAUGGGGUUGUCCACCGGGAUCUCAAGCUGGAAAACAUCCUCCUCGAUGCCAAUGGCAAUAUCAAGAUCGCUGACUUUGGCCUCUCCAACCUCUACCACCAAGGCAAGUUCCUGCAGACGUUCUGCGGGAGCCCCCUCUACGCCUCGCCCGAGAUUGUCAACGGGAAGCCCUACACGGGCCCAGAGGUGGACAGCUGGUCCCUGGGUGUUCUACUGUACAUCCUGGUACAUGGCACCAUGCCCUUCGACGGGCAAGACCAUAAGACACUGGUGAAACAGAUCAGCAGUGGGGCCUACCGGGAGCCGCCGAAACCCUCAGAUGCCUGUGGCCUGAUCCGGUGGCUGCUAAUGGUGAACCCCACCCGCCGGGCCACCCUGGAGGAUGUAACCAGUCACUGGUGGGUCAACUGGGGCUAUGCCACCCGUGUGGGGCAGCAGGAGGCCGUGCACGAGGGAGGGCACUCUGGCGGUGACUCUAGCCGGGCCUCCAUGGCCGACUGGCUCCGGCGCUCCUCCCGGCCCCUCCUGGAGAACGGGGCCAAGGUGUGCAGCUUCUUCAAGCAGCACGCGCCGGGGGCGGCCAGCGUGGCCCCCAGCCUGGAGCGCCAGCACUCCCUCAAGAAGUCCCGCAAAGAGAACGCCAUGGCCCAGUCCCUCCAGGGGGCCCCGGCUGGUGACACCGCCCCUCGCCCCAGCAAGGACAACCUCAAACUGCCGAAGGGCAUCCUCAAGAAGAAGGCCGCUGCCUCCUCGGAACAGGCCGAGGAGGACUCUGAGCUCAGCCCGGCCCCCGCAGGCCCAGAGCAGGCCGCAGCCCCCCUGCUCCCCAAGAAGGGCAUCCUCAAGAAGUCCCGCCAGCGGGAGUCCGGGUACUACUCCUCUCCCGAGCCCAGCGAUUCUGGGGAGCUCUUGGACGCGGGGGACGUGUUUAUGAGCGCGGGGGACUCCGUGGAGCAGAAGCCGGCCCAGGCCUCGGGGCUGCUCCACCACCACCGCAAGGGCAUCCUCAAACACAACGGCAGGUUCUCCCACGCGGCCCUGCCGCUCACGGCGCCCGCCACCUUCUGCUCCCUGAACGAACUGGCCUCAGCCUGCCCUCCGCCCAGGGCCAGCCGCCCCUCGGGAGCUGUGAGCGAGGAGAGCAUCCUGUCCUCCGAGUCCUUUGACCAGCUGGACCUGCCUGAUCGGUUCCCCGGGCCUCUGCUGCGGGGCUGUGUGUCCGUGGACAACCUCACGGGGCUGGAGGAGCCCCCCUCAGAGGGCCCGGGAAGCAGGGGCCUGAGGCGCUGGAGGCAGGACCCCCUGGGGGAGAGCUGCUUUUCCCUGACGGACUGCCAGGAGGUGACGGAGGCCUACCGACAGGCCCUGGGCAUCUGCUCAAAGCUCAGCUGA
Molecule: messenger RNA, 1878 nt
Organism: Pipistrellus nathusii (Nathusius's pipistrelle)
Lineage: Eukaryota; Metazoa; Chordata; Mammalia; Chiroptera; Vespertilionidae
Source: the annotation of a GenBank genome assembly